AGAAACCGAAAAGAGAAACGGGUAGCAGCAGCCCCGUCGACAGAAACAGAAACGCGUGGCUCCUCAAAAAAAAUCACAACAAAUGUUUCGGUAGGCACACUGGGAUUUUGGAACAGCUCUGGCGUGCGCAAAAGCUGCUCUUCCUUCCAGCGCGAUCCGUGAUAGACACCCCACCACCAUCAUCCCCCUGUUUGUGCUGCGUGACUGUGCUCGAGCUCAGUUCCUGGAAUCGGAGCGUGCCGUAGCGCCAUAAGGAGGCUGUCAUUUGAGCUGGCGGAUUUUUAUUUUUUAUUAUUCUCAUGUGAUGAGGCUCGCGGGCCCGAGACUACUGUAGAGAUGCUGCCUUGAGAAGAAGACCCCUCGUGCUUCCUCACUCCUCCAGCGUUCUCAUUUGGAACCUUAUUCUUAUCUUGGAACCUUGGCUUUCUGCAGCUGAGUUUUGGAGAGGAUACAGAUGGACUAGCUGUGUGUGUGUGUGUGUGUGUGCGCGCGCGUGUGUGUGUGUGCUACCUACUGUACUCCAAGCUCUCUCACACAUGGAGUAGCAGUGUGUGUGUGUGUGUGUGUGCGUGUGUGUGUGCGCUACCUACUGUAGUCCCAGCUCUCUCACACAUGGAGUAGCCCUCUGUGUGUGUGUGUGCAUGUGUAUGUUACCUACAGUACUCUCUUGUAGAUGGAGUAGUAGUGUGUGUGUCUGUUUGUGUGUGCUGGUUGGUGUCUGCGUGAUGGGUAGUAUCACCAUGACAGCUCUGAAUGCCAGGGGACUACUACAGACCUAGGCAAGCACAAGAGUCUGGAGUCCAGGAGAGGAGAGGAGAGGAGAGAAGGGUGGGUAGACAGGAGAGGAGAGGAGAGGAGCAGGGAGAGAGGAGAGGAGAGGCAACUUCACCACAGGGGUCUAAAGACGGGGAGAAGAGGAUAGCGGAGAGGAGGAAAGCAGUCGGGAAGAGAGGACAGGAGAGGAAAGAGGGGAGAGAGGAGUGGAGUGGAGAGGAGAGGAGAGAAGAACUUAAGCAACAUGCUGACCAAAGAGGCCCUAGAGUCAGUGUUUGGAGAGAAGUAGAAGGUGUGGUGGCGAGGGCUCUGGAGUUGGGGACCCAGAGAGGGAGGAGAGGAGCAGAGGACGCUUCAGGAGGGUAGAAAGGAGAGGAGAGAAGAGGAUAUAAUACAUCAGUUCAGGGCUCUGGAGUCUGGGAAUCUGAGAGGAGAGAGGAGAAAAGACGAGCGGAGCAAAGAGGAGACGAGAGGAGGAAGGAGGAGAGGAGAGGAGGAAGAGAGAGGACAGGAAAGGAGGAAAGUGAAGAGGAGAGGUCAGGAGAGAAGGAAAGUGGAAGGUUAAGAAGAGAGGAGGAAAGUGGAGAGGACAGGAGAGGAGGAAAGUGGAGAGGAGAGGAGGAAAGAAAGCAGAGAGGAGUAAAGUGGUGAGUAAGAGGAGAGGAAAGUGGAGAGCAAAAGGAGAGUGAAGUUAAAAAGGAGAGGGGAGGAAAGUGAAGAGGAGCGGGGUGUUCCGCAUGGGUCACCGUAGCGACCCCCCUCUCUGCAUGGGUCACCGCAGCGACCCUGCCCUCUGCAUGGGUCACCAUAGCGACCCUCCUCUGAGGAUGAGCCAGCAGCUGCGUUCCAGCGUGAGUCCCGCCAAGGCGUACGACUUCCUGCUCAAGUUCCUAUUGGUCGGGGACAGCGAUGUGGGGAAGGGGGAGAUACUCGCCAGCCUGCAGGACGGCGCCCGAGAAUCACCCUACGGAUACAACAUGGGUAUCGACUACAAGACCACCACCAUUCUGCUGGACGGCCGACGGGUCAAACUCCAACUCUGGGACACGUCUGGCCAGGGAAGGUUCUGCACCAUCUUCAGAUCGUACUCUCGGGGGGCGCAGGGUGUAAUCCUGGUGUAUGACAUCACUAAUCGCUGGUCGUUUGACGGCAUCGACAGGUGGAUUAAAGAGAUUGAUGAGCAUGCCCCAGGUGUUCCUAAGAUCCUGGUCGGCAACCGUCUACACCUGGCGUACAAGCGUCAGGUGACCACGGAGCAUGCCCAGAUGUACGCGGAGCGGCUGGGCGUGACGUUCUUCGAGGUCAGCCCUCUCUGCAACUUCAACAUCACAGAGUCCUUCACCGAGCUGGCACGCAUAGUGUUGACCAGGCACGGCAUGCAGAGAUUAUGGAGACCAAGCAAAGUUCUGAGUCUUCAGGACCUGUGCUGUCGCUCCAUCGUGUCGUGUACGCCCGUCCACCUGGUCGACAAGCUCCCGUUGCCCCGGACGCUGAAGAGUCACCUGAAGUCCUUCUCCAUGGCGACGGGGCUGAACGCGCGUAUGAUGCACGGACGAUCCUAUUCGUUGGCAGCCGUUACCGCGGGCAACAAGAAGCGCAGCGGAGCCACCAAGAAGAACAAGCUGCUGUUGCGCCCCCCGCUGGCCACGUCGCACUCCUGCAGUCGGACCACCUGCAAGAUCUCAUAGAGGACACGCAUACUAGACACACACACACACACACACCCUCCACUGGCCAAAUCGCACUUCUGCAGUCGAACCACCUGCAAUAUCUCAUGGAGGACACACAUACUAGACACACACACACACACACUCACACUCACAGACAUGCACACACACACCACUGUCCACAUCACAUUCCUGCAUUCUCUCU
This is a messenger RNA of Engraulis encrasicolus (European anchovy), 2646 nucleotides long. It is a transcript of the gene rab40b, whose product is annotated as RAB40B, member RAS oncogene family. The coding region runs from base 1512 to 2462 and encodes 316 amino acids. The transcript is spliced from 6 exons. Gene Ontology annotation, biological process: protein localization to plasma membrane; intracellular signal transduction. The record is from RefSeq and is a predicted model, not a curated record. Gene Ontology annotation, molecular function: GTP binding; GTPase activity. Gene Ontology annotation, cellular component: plasma membrane; endosome; synaptic vesicle. Lineage: Eukaryota; Metazoa; Chordata; Actinopteri; Clupeiformes; Engraulidae.